AUGGGUGACCCACGUGUGUGUUUUUCAGAGGCCACGUCAACGACGCUGGCCCAGCGUGAUGUGGAACUAAAACUUCUAGAGUUUCUGCAAUUGUAUCAACCUGAAGUAUAUGCUCUUUGGGCUUCACAUCCUGAUGCUAACUUUGAUGAACAUGGUGGAGAAAAAAUACAGGGUGAUGAUGAAAGUAAGAGUAGUUCUGCUGGUAAUCUUCAUUUGUACCGUAGCGUGCAUGAAAGAUAUGUUUUAUUAUCCCUAUUGGGGUUUAAGGAUGCUGUGGAAAGGCAAUAUUGUGUGCAACCAUGGAUUGUUUUUUGGGUUUUACAUACAGCAGAAUUACUUGGUUUUAAAGAAGAGUUGUACAAGAAUAUUUCGCCUGAUGCACUCGGAGAAUUCCUCCUUGCUUGUCUUCAAGAAGAAAAAGCAGACACCAGUAUGAGUACCAAAAGUAGUGAUACGAAUGUACUCAAGGGAGAAAUUAACAAUGACGACAAGAAGAAUGAUAAUACAACUCAAAAUACGAACUGUUCAGAAACAGUCUUCUUGCAACCCUCUGAUAAGUUACUUGAUGAUUCUAAUGAUGAUGGAAAACGUCUUGUGGGAUUUGCAGGUGGCCGAUUAGCGCAAAAACCACAUCUUGCUGCAUCAUAUGCGGCGGUGUGUGCACUUUGUAUGCUAGGGAAUCCAUUACAUUUGCGUUCUAUUCCUAGAGCAGCUAUUAAAAGAUGGUUGCUUGAACUUCGUGAAGAUGAUGGGAGUUUCCGUGUACAUAUUGGUGGAGAGGCAGAUGUCCGAGCGUCCUACUGUGUAGCCGUCCUCGUGACGCUGCUGCAAUUGGAAGAUGUUGUGGCUUACAAAGAUGGACGAGAUGAGAAGAUUCUGACUAGACAAGCAGCAGAAUUUGUAGCAUCUUGCCAGACACAUGAGGGUGGCUUUUCAUCUGCGAGUGGGGCAUCAGAGGCCCAUGGGUCUUAUACAUUGUGUGGACUUGCCAGCCUUCUGUUGAUGCAGCAACCGCAUUUGUGUAAGUACACCUCCCUGCGUCGCUGGUUGGCAUCACGGCAAAUGAAAUUUGAGGGUGGAUUUAAUGGACGAACUAAUAAACUUGUGGAUUCAUGUUACUCGUACUGGGUGGGUGCUUCACAUGUGUUGAUGGGAGUAGGUGAGGCCUAUGCACGAUUUUUUACACAAAAAGGCGGGGCUCAGUCUCUUACAGCGCGAGAGAUUAUGUUGCUUGAUCAGGCGCAGUUAAUUGAUGUAUCCAGUAUAUCUCUUAUUAAUGAAGAUGACUGGUAUAAGGCGGAGGAAACGUGUCAAGAGCAAUUAGGGAAUGUUAAAGCAUUUAUGAAUACUCUUUCAUCACCUUCUACCUCUUCCUUCUUUGAUGAGGAAGUUGGAGAUUUUUUAUUUAAUCAGAGACGUCAAAUGUUGUAUAUUCUAUCUUGCUGUCAAGAUAAAGUGAUGGGUGGACUAAAAGAUAAACCAGAAUGUCCAAAUGACACCUAUCAUACAUGUUACGCCCUUUCUGGUAUGAGUUUAGCCCAAAACCUACAAUACAUGCCCACUCCACCUCUUUCUGAAGGAAUUAUUUACAAAGAAUCAAUUUCUCGUGGAUAUAUCCCUGGGGAACGCGAUGAAUAUGGUGUUGUACUAACAUUAAAUGAUAGUAACAAUGACAAAAAGAAGGAAGAGAAAAAUCAGGAGCUACUAUGUCCUAUAAAUCCCAUAUUUAAUAUUCAUCGAAGUGGUGUCUUGACUGCACUGCGUUUGUGGGGAGGAAAAUCUUUUCUCUGCUAA
Trypanosoma theileri is the source of this 1794-nucleotide messenger RNA. Its product is annotated as protein farnesyltransferase. The transcript has a single exon. NCBI's taxonomy places the organism in Eukaryota, Euglenozoa, Kinetoplastea, Trypanosomatida, Trypanosomatidae. Gene Ontology annotation, cellular component: protein farnesyltransferase complex. Gene Ontology annotation, molecular function: protein farnesyltransferase activity. The record is from RefSeq and is a predicted model, not a curated record. Gene Ontology annotation, biological process: protein farnesylation. The coding region runs from base 1 to 1794 and encodes 597 amino acids.